AUGCCAAUUGGAGCUGACCCAAUUAAGUCCAAGGCCCGGUUGCUGAAGCGCAACAGCAUCCUGACGUCAUUCACCGUGAUCUGUCGCUUUGUUGAAAACUAUGACGAAAAUGGUUCUGAGUUGCACAAAUUGGUCGAUACUUUUGAGCGAACAGUUAAGGUACUCAAGCAGUUAGGCGAACCUACGGAGCAAUGGGAUACUCUGCUGAUCCAUCUAUUAACUCACCGAUUGGACAAGAAAACACACCGUGACUGGGAGAAAUUUUGUGCCGAUAAGGACGAUGAAACUACCGACAUGCUGAUAUCGUUCUUGCAUCGAAAGGUCAAUGUCCUGCAAGCAGUUAUUGAAGCUGGGAAUAAUGACGUCACCAUCACCAAGAAGCCGCAGACGACGGAUGCCCAGAGAGCUGCUUUUGAGGAAGAAUGCCCUCUGUCUACUGGACCAUCAAGAGGAAUUGCCGAGUCCAGCUCAUACCGCCCGAGGCCACCGCCGAACCACAACUCAUCGCAGGCAUCCGUUGCUGUGAGCUCUGAGCCAGUGAGCCUAUCAGCAAUUUCGCACACCGAUACGAGAGUUCUUCUUGCCUCAGCCGUCGUUCUUUUAAUCACCAAAAAUGGGGUAGAGAUACCGGUCCGUGCCCUGCUAGAUUCCGGGAGCGAGUGCCACUUCGCUACGGAGCGCCUUCAUCAACUACUGAACCUCCGAGGAGAACGAGUGAAUCUUCCGAUUUUGGGUAUUGGUCAAACGAACACUCACGUCCGAUCCAAAAUAAGAGCCAAACUGAGAUCCCGCAUCUGCAACUUCGAGGCUGCCAUCGAGAUGUUAGUACUGCCGAAGGUCACCAUGGAUUUGCCAGGAGUUAGCCUUUCGCCCAACAAUUGGAAUAUUCCACCCAGCAUCCAAUUAGCCGAUCCAUCUUUUCAUGAUUCCAACCCGGUCGAUUUAAUCAUUGGGGCAGAAAUUUUCUUCCACGUUUUCGCUGUUCCUGGUAAAAUUUCGCUGGGUGAAGGCUUACCUCUCCUCAUCAAUUCUCGUUUGGGCUGGGUCGUAUCAGGUCGAGCAACGGAUUCCACCACCACUUCCCCUCGUCUAUGCAGCGUUGCUCGUGUACAAAAUCUUGAGAAAACAAUAGCGCGAUUUUGGGAAAUCGAAGAAGGAGAAUUCAAAAACCGAUAUUCCAUGGAAGAAGCCGAAUGCGAGCGUCAUUAUCUCCAACACGUGUCUCGCCAAGCCGAUGGUCGAUACCUAGUUAAGCUGCCUACAAAGCCCGAAAUCCUUGCAAAACUAGGUGAUUCUAAGACAGCCGCCGUAAGAAGGAUGCACCAAAUCGAACGAAGAUUUUUCAACGAUCUUGCACUAGCUGCAGAAUAUCGCAAGUUUAUGGACGAGUACGAGCCUUUGGGUUAUAUGGUUCAAGUAAACGACGACGUCGAUCCAAAUGUACCCAACUACUAUUUACCCCACCACCCCGUAGUAAAGCCCAGCAGUUCUACGACAAAGGUGAGGGUCGUGUUCGAUGCCUCGAACAAAACACCAGGAGGACCCUCUCUGAACGAUGCAUUACUCGUCGGACCCACCGUCCAAUCUGAUCUCCGUUCGAUUGUAAUGCGCUCCAGAACUCAUCCGAUUAUUUUGAUUUGCGACGUCGAAAAAAUGUACCGACAGAUUUCCGACGCCGCCGAAGAUUUGCCGCUCCAGCUUAUCCUGUGGAGAAAGUUUUCCGAUCAGCCCCUUCGCACCUACCAGCUUACCACCGUGACCUACGGCACUGCUGCCGCUCCAUACCUAGCCACACGCACUUUGAAACAAUUAGCCUUAGAUGAGGGGUCUGAGUUCCCAUUAGCUGCCCAGGCAGUUGAAGCCGAUUGUUACGUUGACGAUUUGAUUACGGGUGCUAAAACCGCAGUCGUAGCUCGAGAGGAAUUGCAUGUUGAUCGAACAGCUUGGCAUCCGCUAGGUCACUUGUUCGGUAUCGAGCACUCUGAUGGUGCAUCAGAUUUUGGUUCAAAAGAGUCAGACAAGGAUCUCCAUCAGGACAACCCCCAGAGUUAUCGGCCAUCCGCAUCCGGGGUGCAGCAGCCAGAGCAUUUCCGGCUUAAAAUCUCACUGUUGCCGGUGUUGUUUCUUGAACAUUUCUGGGCCUGGGUCCAGCUGAUAGCGCAACAGAAACCGGACAUAAACAUGGACAUUCCGCCACUCUGCCAUUGCCAUCCUGAGUCAGGAGGAUUCCAGGCAACGGAUCCUACCAAGGCGACUCAACCAACUCCGGUUACACGUGGCAACUGGGCAGUUGGAUCCACCAAAUUGCCAUACCAAGAGGCAAAGGAUCCAACGAACAAAGUGGACAACAAUUGCGGAAAAUCCCAAGCAACCCAGCCUAUAACCACCUAUCGGGUUCCGUUGCUCUGUCGAGGAGCCUGCGGAGCGCAAGCGCUGCGGGCACCAUCCAGAGUACCAGCGAAAGAUUGGCAUCCACCACGAGGACGGCCAACCAUAACUGCCAAUCAGAUUCAUCUCGAUCUGGUUCCAGAGGGUGUUAUUUGA
This is a messenger RNA of Uranotaenia lowii, 2544 nucleotides long. RefSeq lists its product as uncharacterized. The transcript is spliced from 7 exons. NCBI's taxonomy places the organism in Eukaryota, Metazoa, Arthropoda, Insecta, Diptera, Culicidae. The record is from RefSeq and is a predicted model, not a curated record. Bases 1 to 2544 code for a protein of 847 amino acids.